Molecule: messenger RNA, 2136 nt
Organism: Chelonia mydas (Green sea turtle)
Lineage: Eukaryota; Metazoa; Chordata; Testudines; Cheloniidae
Exons: 4
Coding region: 1064-1882 (272 amino acids)
Source: RefSeq, a predicted model, not a curated record
AGGCAGGUGUAAAGGGAAAAUAGUCAGGGCGGGGGUAAGUAAGGUUUAGUUUUAUUUUGUUUUUGCUUGGGUGGCCAAGGUUUCUAUGUAGGCUCUGCUGUGCCCCAUAGAGGAGUGCAGGAAUAUUAGUCAGGUAGGGGGCUUAGUGUGGUAGGGUUGGUGUCAGGGUGUUUUUCUACAGCCCUAGGGUUAUGGGUUUUUAUUCCUGCUGUGAAUAACUUCCAAUACUGGGUGUAAGAGGAGGCCCAUUUUGGGUGGACUGCAGCUAACUACAGGACUAAAACUUGGGGCAGCCCUUGCAAUGAGGGAUGUCUGCCUCUAAUCCUUCCUAGGGGAGAUGGCUGGGUGUGUUAGUUAUGACUGAUGACCUUGUUGAGGUAGCGACUGUCCUGACAGGGAGGCUGGUGCUCUUCCUUAACCAUGUCAGGUGUCUGGCCCUGCAGCAAGGUGGGAAUGGCAUAGCCUCUGUGCCUACCUGGAUCAGGAGGUGGUGAGCAAGACCCCCAAGCAUGUACAAUAAGGGAGGGUAUUGGAAAGAGCCUGCCAAUUUCUACUCCCCAUCUUGUAACACAAGAGCACGGGGACAAUUAACAUGAAAGGUGGCAAAUUCAAGAUGGAUAAGAGGAAAUACACUUCCAAGUGCUGUAUAAUUAAACCGUGAUAUUUAUUGUCCUAGGCUGUCAUGGAAGUAUUAAGUAUUAGAUGACUUUGGCAGGGUUCUCUGGAGUCCUUCUAGUCCGUACCUUUUGGUAAAGGUUUUCAGAAGGGCUCUAAAACCUCAUGAUUUUCCUUCACAGCAACUAGCUCUGGCGGCUGUUGGAGACUGGCUAGCGAGCUACAUGGACCUGGGGCUGAGCCGAUCUGGCGGCUCCUAGGUGUCUUUUCUUGUUAGUUGAAAAGUAAUGGCCUGUUGAUCUGUGUUUGUACAGUGCCUAGCACAAUGGAGGCCAGGUCCACGACUGGUGCUCUGAGGUGCUGCUGCAAUAGAAAUAUGUGGUAAUAUAGGGGACUAGACAGUAAAGGCAAAUGUGGCUUGGGGUGGCCUCUGCCUGCUGGCCUGGAUAUGGGGUGUGGUGUGAGUAGCAAACCUCUGGACAGACAAGCUUUGCAAGCAGAGGGGGCUGCGUGUUGUGCAGGGGGUGCAAACUCUGUUCAUGCUGCAUCCGCUCUGUUGCUAGAGCGGCUGAGCACCUGCAAGGAGACAAAUCCAGCACCUUUCUCCCACGACCCUGAAAUGCACAGACUCCAUAGCCCAGCUGUGCCAGGCUGCCACCAUGGCUCCAGAACAAAAAAGCCGAAGAUGAACGUGGUGCAUGCUUUGCGCUCGGAGCGCCGGGCCGGGCCGGGAGUGGAGGCGAUGGAGCGGCCGAACCUGCGGGCAGUGGAUCAGCUGAGCCCGGAGAUCAAGGUGGAGAAAUACGUCCUGCUGAGCCUGGAUGGAAAGCUGCUGGGGCCAGAACUGAGCCGGAUCCGGAGUGAGAUGGCUCUGCCCCUGGAGCGCCUGGAUGUGGAGCUGCCCCAGGAUCUGCCCAAAGGCUACCUCUCGCGCCAGCGUCGCUCCCUGCCUGCCUUCCCUUUCUCUCCUGCCAAGAGCCCCUGCAGCUCUCCAGGCCUCAGGAGCCCCAGGAGGAGCACAGAAGCACUGUGUGCUGGCCACUUCCCCUUGGGGCUCAGUCAGCUUGUGACAGGGAUGCAGAGUCCUGGGGUGGCCUCUCCUCGGGGCGCAAGAAAUCCAUCUGCACAACCCAGCGUUAUCCCAGCCAAGGUCACUGGCAGCAAGACCAAGGCAGGUGAAGGCCUAUGCCACAGCCAUGGGCCCCGGAUGCAGCCGGAGUCUGACAGGAAGCAGCAACAGACACUGGGUGGAAAAGGGGCCUGCUAGGAAUGACUGGUGGGGCAGGGGGUGGUGGAGGGGACAUGAGUCCUGCUCCUGGCUGGGUAGGACUUGUAUCCUCUGGGAAUUGCUGGUGUCUCGGAGGGGGUGGAACUGUACUUGAGAGCCAACUGUUUUACAAACCCAGCAGGGGCCGUGAGUCCUCCAGGCACAAAGGGCCUGGCUGCACCCAGCCCUGCUCCCCUCUGCAGUUAAUCUUGUAACCAAAGAAAUCCUAAAUAAAAGACACUCUGCACUGUGAA